Molecule: messenger RNA, 2859 nt
Organism: Saxophila tyrrhenica
Lineage: Eukaryota; Fungi; Ascomycota; Dothideomycetes; Mycosphaerellales; Extremaceae
Gene: TRK1
Product: low affinity potassium transporter
Exons: 1
Coding region: 1-2859 (952 amino acids)
Biological process (GO): intracellular potassium ion homeostasis; potassium ion import across plasma membrane
Cellular component (GO): plasma membrane
Molecular function (GO): high-affinity potassium ion transmembrane transporter activity
Source: RefSeq, a predicted model, not a curated record
AUGCUCGAACCACUGCAAGACGUGGGCCGCUGGCUCUGGGUCAAGAUACCCAAGGACCUUCGCUCCAAGUACUUUCGCCUCAACUUCAUCAUGGUCCACUAUCUCUACAUUCUCACCUGGUCUAUCCUCGGCUCGAUCAUUCUAUACGGCGGUGGCUUGAUCCCAUACGUCGAUGCCGUCUUCUUCGCCGCCGGCGCUUCCACCCAGUCCGGUCUGAACACUAUCAAUGUCAACGACAUGAAAACCUACCAACAGGUCUACAUGUACUUUGUCGCUUGCUUCACGAACCCGAUUUUCAUCAAUGGUGCGGUCGUGUUCGUGCGGCUGCACUGGUUUGAGAAGCGAUUCGAGCAUGUCGUCAAGGAGACGCGAGAGCAGCGGCGUUCGCGGGCAAAGACCAUUACCCGCAGUAAGAGUGAGAUGAAGGAGACGGACAUAGACCUGCAUCAAUUGGAGAUGGGGGUGAAUGGGAGAGAAAUCAGAGUGCUUCAUGACACAACACUACCGAAUGGUAUGAGCGGCCCCACGGCAAAGUCGAGGGAGGAUGAAGCAAAGUUUAUGGAAAAGAUGGGGCUGGACACACAUGCAAAGAGCGUCGAACCUACUCCAGAAGGUAGCAACGCAAGCAGUGGAAGCGGCAGCGACGAGGUCGCUCCAGAUGACUUGCGGGCGGAUGACGAUGAGACUGGUCCUGACAACCAGCCCGCAACGCCAGAGCAUCAUCUUGGACUUCACCCGACUCUGCACAGACAAAUUACGUUCGCAGAUGAAGUGGGAGCAAAUGAAUCUGGCGAAACUCCCGAACUUGCACGAGUGCCCGAUCAGGUUGAUGCUUCUAAGCAUAUUGAAUUUCUCGAACGGCAACAGCGCAAUGCUCGGGAAGGCUCGACCUUGCGCAUCCCAGGUCCCCGAGACUUCGAUCGUGGCGAGGUGCCACGGGAGAUGCAACGAUCUGAUACUAAUAACGAUUUGGCACAUUCGCAGACCCGCAACACACUGCAAACCAUUUUGAGCGAGAGUAGCCGCGAAGGUAUGACCUCUAGAGGCACUGACGAGCUGAAUGGAGAUGACCAUCCACCGCGCAGCGGGAUCAAGUUUGAUGACCAACAACACCCCGGUCGGAGGCAAGAAACUGCCACGUUCGAAAGUGCUCCAACCAGCAAUUCGAAGGCUGGCAUGCAGCGUAUUAAGAGUGGCAUCAGCACUCUUCGACAUCGUCGUUCUAACUCUAAUGGAUUGCAUUUAAAGAAUGCCAGGGGAAGCAUAGGCCGCACAUUCACGUCGCUUACCACUGUCCGAAGUCGGGAUCCGAACGACCCAAUGCCUUACUUGAGCUGGCAGGCGACAAUCGGACGCAACAGUGCCUUCGUUGGUCUUACGGAAGAACAGCGUGAGGAAUUGGGAGGUAUUGAAUACCGCUCACUGAAGACUCUGAAGUGGACCCUACUCGCCUACUACUUCGGCUUUCACAUCCUCGCUGCCAUUGUCCUUAUCCCGUGGAUUCUACACACACAACCUUGGAAGGGCGUGGUGAGAGACGCUGGUACGAACCCAACCUGGUGGGGGGUGUUCAGUGCAGCCAGCUUGUUCAACGAUCUGGGCCUGACUUUGACUCCCGACAGCUUCCUGAGCUUUCAAAGAGCGGUCUUGCCUCUACUGUUGGGCUCCUUUCUUAUUGUUAUUGGCAACACUGGCUUCCCGAUCAUGCUUCGCUUCGUGAUAUGGGUCACCAGCAAGGUCGUCCCGUACGGUUCGGGAGUCUGGGAGGAGUAUCAAUUCUUACUCGAUCAUCCUCGCCGCUGCUUCACCCUCCUCUUCCAAUCCAAGGCCACUUGGUGGCUUUUCUGGGUUCUGGUCAUACUCAACAGCGUCGAUCUCAUCUUUUUCAUCAUUCUGGACUUGAACGACCGGACCGUUACUUCAAUACCCGUUGGCUACAGAAUCCUCGACGGCUGGUUUCAAGCUGCUUCCACCCGAACAGCGGGAUUUUCGGUCGUCAACUUGUCCGACCUUCACCCGGCUAUCCAGGUCUCCUACCUCGUCAUGAUGUACAUCUCCGUCUUCCCCAUCGCCAUCUCUGUCCGCCGAACGAACGUCUAUGAGGAGAAAUCACUCGGUGUGUUCGGCGGGGAAGAGGAGGGAGAGGAAGGCAGCGACCCUUCGUACGUGGGCCAGCAUCUCCGUCGACAGCUUUCCUUCGAUUUAUGGUACAUCUUCCUGGGCUUCUUCAUUAUUUGCAUCGUCGAGGGCGACCGGCUGGGCAAUAACACCGACUACUCCUUUACCAUGUUCUCGGUGCUGUUCGAGAUCGUCAGCGCCUACGGCACCGUCGGCUUGAGUCUCGGCUACCCUGGCACGGACCCCAGCUUCUCAGCUCAGUUCCGUGUCAUCAGCAAGCUGGUCAUCGUCGCCAUGAUGAUCCGUGGUCGCCACCGUGGCCUACCAUACGCCCUCGACCGCGCCAUCCUCCUUCCUAGCGAGAAGUUGCAGAAGAAAGAAGCAGAAGAGCUCGAUCGUCGUACCACGCGCCGCAACAGCUUCUUCACCGAAGGCCACGACUUUGACCGUCCACGACACGGCCACACCUGGAGUCAGACGGAGAAUGACGAUAGCGGGAUGCCGCGCCACCACAACCUCGCCCGACAGCAGACUGUUCCAGCGAACAGCAUGCGCGACCCGCCGCCGUCCGCUGGCGAACAGUCGCCCGAGCGGACUAGGACGCUGCGCAGGCGGACUAGCGGUCUGUCGAGCGCGAGCGGGAACGCAAAGAAGCGGGCGCGGAGCAUGAGCCUGAGCGGGGUGGGGAGGACGAUUGCUGGGGGUUUGAGCGCUGGGCCUACGUACCCGAAGCAUGAGUGA